UUGAUCCAAUGGGCAUGCGCGAGACUCGUCUACCACUCGACUUCACGCUUCAAAUUCAGGAAGGAAAUAAACAAAUUGACGACGUGUUUUUCUCGAGGUGGCAAGGCGUUCUCUCUAUAAACCCCCCAGCUCAGUUUGGAUUUUUCAGAAAUUGUCUGAGCAGUAAAAACAUUUUGCUACCCGUGUGCGGUUUUUUGUGCUGUUGUCGGCAUGGCAGUGGUCAUCCGUUUACAGGGACUCAGAAUCACAGCAGGUUCUGAGGAUAUACGCACUUUCUUCACUGGCCUAAAAAUCCCAGAUGGCGGGGUGCAUAUUAUUGGUGGGGAGCGUCAGGAGGCGUUCAUAAUCUUUGCUUCUGAUGAAGAUGCGAGACGUGCGAUGACCCGCUCUGGAGGCUCCAUCAAAGCUUCCCCAGUUCACUUACUUUUGAGCAGUAGGUCAGAAAUGCAGUCUAUUCUUGAGGAAAGUACGAAGAAGCCUGAGCUAAUCCAAAAGAGGCUGUAUAAGAGAGGUUACAGAAGACCUGAGAGAGAAUGCACGAUUGAGGAACCCCAAAGAAAAGGAUACCUGGAAAUGAGCCGUAGAUCUGGGUCUUAUGGUGACACAUUUUCUCUGGCGCAGAAGCCUUCCUCACAGGCAAACAGUCGGGAUGAGUUGUAUUUGCUUUUGAAAGGCAUGCCUUUUACUACAACUGAGGAGAAUGUGAAAAGUUUCUUUGAUGGACUAGCAGUAGAAGACAUUGUUUUGAUGAAAAACUACCGUGGCCAACUAAAUGGGAAAGCAAUUGUUAAGUUCAAAUCUAGAAUGGAUGCUACAGAGGGUCUGAAAAGGGAUAGAAAUUACAUUGGAACAAGGUUUGUUCAGGUCUAUCCAAGCUCAGAAGAUAAAUGGCUUGAGGUAGGUGGUGGCAUAGAACCUGGUAAAGUCAGCAGUGGUAAGUUUAGAAGAGGACCAUCCCCAGCUCAUACUCCAUGGUAUCCUGCAGAUCGUGCCAGGUCACGUUCCCCAGUGGCUUACAGGUCUGCUAAGUCUUCUUCUCCUCAAAAUGAAGACUUCUGUGUCCUGGUGGAAAACCUUCCAUACUCUGUGCAGAAGAAGGACAUUAAGGAGUUCUUCCAUCCUGCAUCUCUCAAAUAUGACCAGAUCCUUCACCUUCAUGACGGUUAUGGGAAGAAGACACGGUGUGUCUUUGUGCUGUUUAGAAAUUUGAGGGACUACUGCGCUGCCUUGACUCAUAACAAGGAGGAAUUUCUGAACCGAUGUGUGUACGUCUCUCCUAUCUCAAAAGAGAAGAUGGUUGCCAUGCUUGAAUCUUCGGAAAAUCCAAGGGAUUGCAGAUCACCCUCUGUGAGGUCUCGCAGCAGAUCGGAGGAAAGACUUCCAAGACAGACACACGACUCUUACGAAUGUGAGAAGAUCUGCCUUUAUGUGCGCAAUUUGCCUUUUGAUGUGCGCAAAGUUGAGAUUGUGGAUUUCUUCCUGGGUUUCAGUGUCUCUGAGGAAAAUGUUGUCUUGCUGCGUGAUCAUAAGGGCAAUGGGCUUGGAGAGGCUCUGGUGAUCUUUCAGUCUGAGGAGGAGGCUAUGAGGGCACAGUCUCUGAAUGGGCAAGGGUUUCUUGGAGCGAAUGUCAUCCUGAAAUGCAUUUCUUUGGCUCAGAUGCGUGAAUUUGGUGUUGAAGAACCUGUAAUUACAGAAAAGACAGAAAAGCGGAUGACAGGGCAGAGAGCCUCAGAGGAAUACUCAGCCAGGAACUGUGAGGUGACCCAACCGUAUACAAAUGAUGUGGUCAACCCUCAUAUGGGUCAUCUUCCUAUGAAUGACUUACAAGUUCACAUUCACAGGGGCAGCAGCCUGGGUUUGGAUUCUGACAGGAUGAAAAGCCCUGCUGUUCUUGACAGGGACAAUGGACAUGGAGCCCAUGGAACUUCCCGUCCCCAGGAGUUUGAUGGGCCAACAUGCUUAAAGCUGGUUAAUCUGCCUUCAACUAUAAAAAUUGACGAAAUCUAUGACUUCUGUUAUGGAUAUCGUGUAAUUCCUGGAUCUGUCUCAUUGCAGUACAACAACAAAGGGAUUCCGAAAGGCUCUGCAACAGUUGUUUUUGAAUCUCGCCAGGAGGCUUUGACAGCAGUUGGGGAAUUGAAUGGAAGACCAAUUGGCAGCAAAAAAGUUAAACUAGAUUUUGUGUGAAAAUAACAUACUGGUUCUUUGUAAUAAACGUGAAGAUAUCUUUGGGCAUUAAAAAGGUUUAAGGAUGAACAAUUUGAACAGUAUUUGGGUAAUGUGGGCAUUCUAACAGAUUGCUGAAGAAACUUAGAUUUAGAAAAAACUGUAGAGUCUUACACAAUGUGAUUGAACCUUUUAUCUUGUUUUUUUCACUCCCUUGAAUUCUGGCAAUAGUUUUAUUUUCUGAAUGACAGGCAUGCUUGCUACGUACUCGGUAAUUUUAGUUAAAUUUGACCUAAUUUUUGUUAACAGCAGGUUCUACGUAAAACUGAAAUGGAGUGGCUGGGAAUCUCUUUUAUUUAUACUUAUUUUCCAGGCUAUGGAUCCUGAAGGUUCUGCACAUUUGCAUUGACUUUUUAAAGCAUGGACAGUACAACCCCCCCCCCCCAAGGCGUUUGAGGGUAUGAAUCUGCAACACAGUAAAUGGGAAGAUAUAGAAGGGAAAAGCAGAGAUUGAACCCUGAUCCCCAGUGGGGAACCUAUUGUGUGUGUGGUGCCUGGAAUGUUACCACUCAACCCCAGCCCUGGACAUUUUUAACAUAGCGGCUGCUCCCGCUGAAGUUCCGUCCUUCAUGCUUCCGAGGCCCUGUGGCCAUGAUCAGAUAACAUGUUGUGUAAAACAAAUGUAUAUGUUUAAUCUUGUAACAGUAGCCUAGGCUGUUGCAAGCAUAAGCGCAGUACAAACGGGUUGUCCAUUUAGGCAGUACAUCAAAAACAUUCAAGACAUUGUUUAAUUUAAAACAAUGUUCAUACACCAGUUGCCAAUGAAACUCCAUGUUUGAAAGCAAGUGGUUUUGAAAACCGGUCACAAAACUGCACAUACGUGACAUGGUACUCAAUUUUCAGGGGCCCGUUUUAGCUCGACAGCACCAGUUUGACAGCCAUUGGCAAGUUAUCACAUAUUACAUUUUGAGGUUUUUUUAGAACCAGUGUUAUUGCUAUCAAUUCCAGGUAAUAUUGAUCACGACUCAACUGAAGAUCACUGUUUAUACUCCUGUUUUCCCCCCUAAUGUUCAGAAAUGAGGCAGAUGUAGGUUAUAUCCUGUUGAUCAAAUCUUGAGUACAUACGAAGUACAAGUAUGUAGCAGAAUAUGAUUUGUAAAUGUGCAGAAACUGGAAAACCACAGAUUGUAUUAAUGUUGGUAAAAGGACAGAUCCACAGCCACUGUAAAACUGAAAUGGGCUACUUCACACUGUGUAACAAUAUUUAAGUAUUUUUUAUUUUAUUCUCUAGUGUAAACAUUGUUCAUUAACGCCAAGGUGUUGAUUAAAAUGGUUUCUCUUUCAA
Messenger RNA from Esox lucius (northern pike), 3511 nucleotides. RefSeq lists its product as uncharacterized. The coding region runs from base 211 to 2187 and encodes 658 amino acids. The transcript is spliced from 2 exons. Gene Ontology annotation, biological process: regulation of RNA splicing; negative regulation of translational initiation. Gene Ontology annotation, molecular function: RNA binding; eukaryotic initiation factor 4E binding. Gene Ontology annotation, cellular component: nucleoplasm; cytoplasm; ribonucleoprotein complex. NCBI's taxonomy places the organism in Eukaryota, Metazoa, Chordata, Actinopteri, Esociformes, Esocidae. The record is from RefSeq and is a predicted model, not a curated record.